Botrytis porri is the source of this 1923-nucleotide messenger RNA. RefSeq lists its product as uncharacterized. Lineage: Eukaryota; Fungi; Ascomycota; Leotiomycetes; Helotiales; Sclerotiniaceae. The transcript is spliced from 3 exons. Bases 1 to 1923 code for a protein of 640 amino acids. The record is from RefSeq and is a predicted model, not a curated record.
AUGACGUCUAAGAAGGGAACAACGUCCAUAAUUACCCAAAGUCCAUCUCAAGGAUACUCACUACUGAACUUCUAUUCGGCUUUCCUCCUUGGCACUUUCAUUCUUACCAUUUGGCAUUACGGAAUCCCUUCACAACUAAUAUCUCCUACAAACUUCGAAUUGAAUAAUCUAGCUCCAUCUCUCGCCAAAACAGGUUGGCAAUGGAAAAAUGUCGAACCAAGCGAAUCCCUCAUCUGGCAUACUUGCUACUCGACUUUCCAAUGUGCUCGUCUUUCCCUACCACUAGACUGGCUUAACACAUCUAACCCUUCCCGAAUUUCCCUUGCAAUCAUCAAGAUCCCCGCCACAGAUCUAACCAACUAUCUUGGACCCGUCUUCACCAAUCCCGGGGGACCAGGCGGAUCAGGAAUCUUUUCCCUCCGAAGAAAUGGACACAAUCUUCAGAAAAUCGUCGGUAAAAACCACGAUAUCAUAUCUUUCGAUCCGCGAGGUAUAGGGGCCUCAACACCUCUCAUUAAUUGCUGGGGUUCCGCACGACAAAAUUCAAAGAUCUGGAAAUUAAGUGAUGUAGGAGUAGUAGAUUCGCAUCCAGGAAUUCUUAAUGAUGCAUAUGCGAGAGCGAGUGCUCUUUCGAAAACUUGCGAGGAUAAUAUGGAACGGGAAGCGAACGCUAGAGGAGAGGAAUCACUCUUAAAAUUUGUGAGUACGACGAGUGUGGCACGUGAUAUGCUUGAGAUUAUGAGGAAGACGGGGACGGAAAAAUUGAGGUAUUGGGGGUUUAGUUAUGGGACUUUUUUAGGUGGUGUGUUUGCGGCUAUGUAUCCGGAUUUGGUGGAGAGGAUGGUUAGUGAUGGCAACGUAAACUACAAAGAAUGGUCAACAAACACCCACACCUCAUUCCUCCACGACUCCGAAAAAAUCAUGUCAGCAUUCUACCACUACUGCCACCUAUCCGGCCCCACCAUCUGCGCCUUCUACUCCUCCGCCCCCUCUCAAAUCUCCACUCGUCUAGCCACUCUCCUCUCCAACCUAAAAACCCAUCCAAUCCUCGUCCCCCCACAAGAUCCCUCCUCUCUCCCAGAACUAAUAACCUACUCCUCCCUUAAACGUCUCAUCUCCGCCUCUCUCUACCGUCCCAUCCUCCUCUUCCCCUCUCUCGCCACCGUCCUUCAAGCCCUCGAAACCGGAAACGGCAUCCCCUUCAUAGACCUCACCUCCACCUACGGCAUGCGCGAAAUCUUCACCUGUGAUUGUCCCCAUGAUUCCUGCAGCGAUCUCCCCUCUCCCAUCGAUGACGACGAUGAAGAUCUCGAAGCCACCGCCGACGCAAGCGCAGCUAUAAUGUGUACCGAUGGUGGUCCUCUUCCCCAUAGUCUCUCAACCUUCCAAACCUACGCCACAUAUCUCAUUGCUUCCGCUCCCGCCGCCGGCGCCGUAGGCGUCGAUUUCAAACUCAGCUGUGUAGGUCGAACCAUCCCCGCUAAAUGGCGAUUUACAGGCCCCUUUGAGGGAAAUACAUCGCAUCCGAUAUUGUAUAUUGCGAACGCGGCGGAUAAUGUGACGCCAUUGGUUAGUGCGAGGAGGAAUGCGGAGGGCUUUGUGGGAGCGAGGGUUUUGGUGCAGGAUUCGUAUGGGCAUACGAGUUUGAGUGCAGGGUCGGGGUGUACGGCGGGGGUGGUGAGGGAGUAUUUUCAAAGUGGCAGAUUGCCGGAGGUGGGGAUGGUGUGUAAGGUUGAGAGAGUGCCUUUUGGGGGUGGGGAGAUGGGGGGAGUAGAAGGGUUUGGGGAGAGUAGGGGUGUAAAGGGUGAAGAGGGAGAAGACGUAGAAGACGGAGAAGAGGAAAUAGAUAGAGAGCUUAGAGAAGCAGCGUGGGAAUUAAUGAUCAGUGCGGAUAUGAGACUUGGAAGGGGAGGAAUAUGGUGA